Molecule: messenger RNA, 2130 nt
Organism: Penicillium oxalicum
Lineage: Eukaryota; Fungi; Ascomycota; Eurotiomycetes; Eurotiales; Aspergillaceae
Product: transmembrane 9 family protein
Exons: 5
Coding region: 1-2130 (709 amino acids)
Biological process (GO): protein localization to membrane; vacuolar transport
Cellular component (GO): Golgi apparatus; membrane
Source: RefSeq, a predicted model, not a curated record
AUGAUUUCGAUUGCUCCGAGGUCAUUUCAGACUCAUCACUGGGCUCUGCAUUUGCUGCUCCUAGUGUCCAAUGCUUGUGCCUUCUAUAUCCCUGGCUAUUCAGUGACUCGAUACAAUGACAACCAGCCAGUUCCCCUCCUUGUCAAUAAGAUCUUCUCCGAUCACACUCAGCUCCAAUACGCCUAUUACGAUCUCCCUUUCGUCUGUCCUCCAAGUGGCCGUAGCCAUGGCGGUUCCCCAUUCGGAUCUGGCCAGAGUAUCUCCCUUAACUUGGGUGAAGUGCUGCGCGGCGAUCGCAUCAUGACAUCGGACUUUGAGCUCACCAUGGGAAAGGAUGUGGAGUGUCAGUCUCUAUGCACCGCCAAAGUCAGUCGAUCAGACAUUAAAUGGGCUCGCCAGUUGAUCAAAGAAAAUUACGUGAUUGAGUGGAUCGUUGACAACCUCCCUGGGGCGACCAGCUUUGUGACUGUUGAUCGCAGCCGUAGGUACUACGCAUCUGGCUUCAAGUUGGGCUACCGUGACAUUUCCCCCGCCACCGGUCAAUCUCGUUACUUCAUCAACAACCAUUUCACCAUCGUCAUUCGAUGGCGAAGUGCACCGGAAGGUGGGAAAGUCAUUGUCGGGUUUGAGGUUUACCCCAAGAGCAUCACUGCCGACGGUCGCAAGGAAGACGGCUGUCCGAAAACUGUUCACAAAGACCAGGAAGGUCUUGGAUUAUAUAUCGCUCCCAACAUGGCCCACUUGAAAGAGAAAUACGGCGGGCUCUCCUAUAUCCCUGAAGACGAUGAGGAGGAUGACGGUACUACUUUGGAUAUUCCAUACACCUAUUCCGUCUAUUUCCGUGAAGAGAAGAAAAUCGAAUGGGCCAAUCGGUGGGAUCUAUAUUUCACUAAUCAGGAGGAAGGCUCCAUGACUCAUUGGUUGGCAAUCUUCAACUCCCUGAUCAUCUCCACGGUGUUGGGUGUCACCGUCUUCGUGAUCUGGAGUCGAACCGUCCAAGGUGACAUCAAAGGCCGCGGUGACGGAGCCAUGGAGGAGCGGAAGAUCAAGGGACAACCACGACGCAAGCGACCUCUUGAGUUGAAGAGCGAGGGCUUACUGGAGAGCGCCGAUGUUGAGAACAAUGCAGACAUUUCGUCGGACGAGGAAACCUUUGAGGAUACCAGCGGGUGGAAACUGCUCCAUGGGGAUGUUUUCCGGGUUCCCGCCUACAGUGGCCUCUUGGCUCCGCUUGUCGGAUCUGGUAUGCAGCUUCUCUUCAUGGCGACGGGGCUCCUGGUGCUAUCCUGCUUGGGUAUCUUAAAUCCCAGCUUCCGCGGUGGAUUUGUCAGUGUCGGCAUGGGCCUUUUUGUAUUCGCUGGUCUCUUCUCGGGUUACUUCUCGGGACGGUUGUAUAAGACCUUUGGCGGCUCAGCGUGGCGCAAGAACACUUUGAUCACGGCUUUCUUGUUCCCUGGUCUCACAUUCUGCCUUGUCUUCAUACUCAAUCUAUUCGUGUGGGCCCAAGCAUCCAGCACGGCGAUUCCUUUCAGCACGCUCGUCGCUUUGCUUGCUCUCUGGCUACUGAUUCAAGUUCCUCUGGUCUAUUUCGGAAGCUGGAUUGGCUAUGUGCGUGCAAAGCCUUGGGAACAUCCUCUUAAGACCAACGCCAUUCCACGUCAAAUCCCACCGCAGCCUUGGUACCUGCGUAGCCCUGCGGGUCCGCUACUCGCUGGCUCCAUCCCCUUCGCGGUGCUCUUUAUUGAGUUGCUGUUUGUUUUCAAGAAUCUAUGGCAGGACAAGAGUGGCUACUACUAUGUGUUUGGAUUCCUCAGUGUCGUUUGCGCCGUGCUCCUGGUAACAGUUAUCGAGGUGACAGUCAUUUCCACCUACAGUCAGCUCUGCUCAGAGAAUUAUCACUGGUGGUGGCAAAGCUUCAUUACGGGCGGAAGUAGCGCUUGUUGGAUCUUUGCCUACUGCAUCUGGUACUACAUGUUCAAGCUACACAUUACUGGCUUCGUCUCCACUUUGCUAUUUUUCAGCUACAGCUUCCUCGCUUGCACCGUAUAUGGUCUCUUGGUCGGUACCGUUGGUUUCCUUGCAGCGUAUAUGUUUGUGCGACGCGUCUACAGUUCCGUCAAGGUUGACUAG